This is a messenger RNA of Thamnophis elegans (Western terrestrial garter snake), 4950 nucleotides long. It is a transcript of the gene NUP107, whose product is annotated as nucleoporin 107. The record is from RefSeq and is a predicted model, not a curated record. Gene Ontology annotation, biological process: regulation of DNA-templated transcription; post-transcriptional tethering of RNA polymerase II gene DNA at nuclear periphery; mRNA export from nucleus. Gene Ontology annotation, cellular component: nuclear pore outer ring; nuclear pore. Gene Ontology annotation, molecular function: structural constituent of nuclear pore. Lineage: Eukaryota; Metazoa; Chordata; Lepidosauria; Squamata; Natricidae. Bases 203 to 2974 code for a protein of 923 amino acids. The transcript is spliced from 28 exons.
CCGGAAGUACAUUAUCAUUCUAACGUUAGAAAAAAAAACAUCAACGGGGUUUUCACCAGACGGUUAGUCCAGGACCAAAGACAUCGUCGUCUCGCAGCUCCAACUUCACCCCUUUGCUCCACUUCCGGUCUCCCUUACCUAAUUUCCGGAAGCGGGAACUCUCAAGAAACGACUGGGAAUUGGACUGGCCUCAAAUGCCCAAAUGGACCGGAAUGAUUUUCAGAAUAUGUCUUCACAAGAAAUGAUUCAGCCAGUUCAAAAGCAAAGUACUCAAAAAAAAGUUUCAAUUUUGGCUGCCCUAGAUGACAGUUUAAGUGGCAUGUCAACAAAAGGAUUAGCAAUUCCCAGGACUCCAGGGCUGUUUUCUCAAUCUGAAAAAAAAUCAAAAACAUUUUUUCCAGUUACUCCACGGACCCGAAGUACCACAAAGCAGUCAAAUAUAUCUACCAACCUAGGCACAGAGAGGAAAUCACCUUACUUUGUGACGAUUCCUGGGCACCUUGGUAAUUUGUCUGUGUUAGAUGACAGUGACUGGACAGCUGCACUUACACCUCCACAUUCAGUCAUGUUCACAAACUUAGAUUAUAGUGCAGCAGAAGAUGUCACAAAGAGUGCUGUCCUCUUGAAUGAGGAUGACCCAGGGGAAGCUGCUGCGUGGAGCAUGUAUCCUGACUUUCUCCAUUCCCUGUUAAAGCACAGUUCAAAUACUGUUUUUGAACUUAUAGAUGAGUAUGAAGAUACUUGCAGUAAUCAGCUAAACAUUCUUCAAAAAAUCGUGUAUCGAGCAACUCCUGGACAACAGAAAUUUUCCAAAACUGCUAGUAUUUUGUGGCUUUUAAAGCAAGAAAUGGUAACAUGGAGACUCUUGUCAUCAAUUUACAGAGACAGAAUACAGUCUGCUAUGGAAGAUGAAACUAUGUUUGAUCUUGCACUUAUAAAUGCCAGUGAAAAGACUAUUGUGAACAAUCUAUUCCAGAGAGACUCAUUGGUGCGACAAAGCCAGUUGGUGGUAGACUGGUUAGAGAGCAUUGCAAAGGAUGAAAUUGGAGACUUUUCUGAGAAUAUUGAAUUUUAUGCAAAGUCUGUAUACUGGGAGAAUACAUUACACAUUUUGAAACAAUGGCAGUUAAACACAUUCACUGGGAGUUUACGUCCAUUAGUGACUGAAGUAGACCCAGAUGCUCCAGUAAGGCAGAAAAUGCCACUUGAUGAUUUAGAUCGUGAAGAUGAUGCACGAUUGCUCAAGUUCCUUUUUACUCUCAUUAGAGCAGGAAUGACAGAUGAGGCCCAAAGACUCUGCAAAAGGUGUGGCCAGGCCUGGAGAGCUGCAACACUUGAAGGAUGGAAACUGUACCAUGAUCCUAACAUGAGUGGAGGACAAGAGCUAGAGCCAGUAGAAGGAAACCCAUACAGAUGCAUUUGGAAAAUCAGUUGCUGGCGACUUGCAGAAAAGGAGCAGUUUGACAAGUAUGAGAGAGCAAUCUAUGCGGCACUUAGUGGGAAUCUCAAACAGCUUCUUCCAGUAUGUGAUACCUGGGAAGAUGCUGUUUGGGCAUACUUCAGAGUCAUGGUAGACACACUUGUUGAACAGGAAAUUCGUUCAUCUGUGAUGAACACAGAGGAGAAGGAAGAACUCCCCAGAGAAUAUUUGGAAACAAACUGGACAUUAGAAAAAGUAUUUGAAGAACUUCAAGCAACAGACAAAAAGAGAGUUUUGGAAGAGAAUCAAGAGCAUUAUCAUAUGAUUCAAAAGUUUGUUAUCCUAGGAGAUGUGGAUGGUCUUAUGGGUGAAUUUUACAAAUGGCUUUCCAAAGGCAGAAAUACGCUCCCUGGGCAUCUGCUUCGAUUCAUGACUCAUCUCAUUUUAUUUUUCCGUACUUUGGGGCUUCAAACCAAAGAGGAAGUAUCAAUUGAUGUUUUAAAGGCCUACAUUCAGUGGUUAAUACGUGGGAAGCACACUGAUCUCAUAGCAUUUUACAUCAGCCACCUGCCUCAAGAUGUAGCUGUUGCUCAGUAUGCUGCAUUCUUGGAAGAUGUCAUAGACACUGAACAACGGCACCACUGUCUGGAGCUUGCCAAGGAAGCAGGUUUGGACAUUGCAACUAUAACAAAAACAGUGGUUGAAAAUAUUUGCAAAAAAGAUACUAGUGAGUUCUUCCACCAUGAUCUUGCAAUUGAGACAGGCACAACAGAGGAUGAUCGCUUGAAGAUUGAUGUGAUUGACUGGCUAAUAUUUGAUCCUGCUCAGAGAGCUGAAGCACUUAAGCAAAGCAAUGCUAUAAUGAGGAAAUUCUUGGCGUCUAAGAAGCAUGAAGCAGCCACAGAAGUAUUUAUAAAGAUUCCACAAGACUCUAUAGCUGAAAUAUACAAUCAAUGGGAAGAACAAGGAAUGGAGAGUCCACUUCCAGCUGAAGAUGACAAUGCUAUUAGAGAGCAUUUAUGUAUUAGAGCAUACCUGGAAGCCCAUGAAGCUUUUAAUGAGUGGUUUAAACACAUGAAUUCAGUUCCACAGAAGCCAAGCCAGCUUCCACAAGCAAGUUUCACAGAAAAAGUUGCCCAUGAACUUAAAGAGAAGAAAUAUGAGGUAGAUUAUGGCAUCUGGAAAGGUCUUUUAGAUGCUCUUACAGCUGAUGUAAAAGAAAAAAUGUAUAAUGUCUUAUUGUUUAUCGAUGGAGGAUGGAUGGUUGAUGUCAGAGAGGAUGCUGAAGAUGAUCCUGAGCGUUGUCAUCAGAUGAUCAUGCUACGAAAACUCUGCUUGCCAGUGUUGUGCUUCCUCCUUCAUACAGUCUUGUACAGCACUGGACAGUAUCAGGAAGACUUAAGACUUGCUGACUUGAUUGCUUCCGAUAGGCACAAACUCUAUAUGAUAUUUUCCAAAGAGGAACUCCAGAAGCUCUUACAGAAGUUGAGAGAGUCUUCCCUCAUGCUUUUGGAUCAAGGUCUUGAUCCCCUUGGAUAUGAAAUUCAGUCUUAAUUACAUUGUUCUAGGUAAUUCAAAUAAAAUUAGUGAUACAAAUGAAUAUAAGGUUUGGAUCCCAGAUUCUUGGCCUCCAUGAAAUAGAGAAUAUUUGGAUUCAACCUCCAUUGUUUUAUAUGGAAAUAUUUAAAUAUUUUAUUGGCAUUGGCGCACAGCAGUUUGGAUUUUUUUUAUAUGUAAAAUAAAGAAUUGCAUGGAUAAUACUUUGUAUUUUUCUCAAUAAAAUUGUAAACAAUUUAAUUUGUAAUAAGGUUUAUAUUGCUUAAAUGUAGGAAGUAGUUUGCAUCAGUAAACCUGCCAGAUUGUAAAGUGGCCAAUAGGUGUAACAAGGAAGUAUUAUAGGUAAUCCUCAACUUAGAACUUGUUGUUUAAUGACCAAGGUUAACAACAGCAUCAAAAAAGUACUGUACGGCCUAUGAAAUAUUUCUGGUCUUUCUAAAACAUCAUACCAGAGAGGGCCCUCUGCAGUCAUAUGACGACAUUUUGGGCAUUCGGCAAACAUUUAUGACUAAUUGCCUGCAGCCCCACAAAGGAUAUCCUUUUGGCUGCAGGAGCAGAGUUGAAUCCUGAAGAUUUCCAACAGUCCCCUAAAGGAUUUUCCCUCUGUGUGUGGUUGGUAGGGGAAUCCCUUCAGCAGCCUUUUUCUGGAAUGGAGCUGAAUCUUCAACAGGCAGCUUUUUCACCCUAUCUGCUUAACAACUCAGGGAACUGCUUAACAAGUACAUAGCAGGUUUGCAGUCAUUGACAAAGCAUGUUUGGUCGCUACAAUACAAAAAGGACACUGAGGAAUUGGAAAGAGUACAGACAAGAGCAACAAAUGGCUUGAAGGCUAAAUCCUAUGAAGAACAAUUAAAAGAACUGAAUAUAUUUAGCUUAAAGAAUAGUAGACCAAGGGGAGACAUGAUAGCCAUCUUCCAAUAUUUUAUGUGUUGUCUCAGGGAAGAAUGUGUACAUUUGUUCUCCAUCUGCCCAAGAAUACGAUAAGAACUGAUAUCCUUGAUACCUUUCUUGCCAUUCUUUGAUCGAUACACCCAAUUGGCUGGUGACAAGGUCUGAUGGGUGAGUGGCAAUUGGCUAGUUUGGAACCAAGGCCAAAAUCUGAAAUCCCUUAACAAAGGAUUGAGUAACAAAGGUCAGAGGAGCCACUCAGAUGCCUGCUGGAGAUGUAGGGUUUCCCAAAGUGCAUCUACUGAUAGUGGGUGAACCCCCUUCCUCCCUGGAGGGAGGUGGCUCUUGGGAAUAGACUGCAGUAUAGAGAACUGGUGCACUUUCCUCCCUGAUCUGAGGCUCCCUUUGUUUCCCCCUCUCUCUCUCCAGCAAGUGACUCCUCCAUGCAUCAGAGGAGGCUUCAUAAGAGCUCUGCUGAGGAUUAUGAGGGAAGGGAAACCAGCUUAUAUAUGUAGUCUUGGAGUUACAACCACAAUUGAGGCCAACAUUUCUGUUGCUAAGCAAGAUAUUGAUUUUGCUUGUCAGAAGGUCACAAAAAGUGAUCACAUGAACCGGGACACUGCAUCUUUCAUAAAUGAGUCAAUUAUCAAACAUCUGAAUUUUGAUCAUGUGAUCACAGGGAUGCUGUAACAGUCGUAUGUGAAAAACGGUCAUAAAUCACUUUUUUCAGUGCGCUGUAACUUCAAAAGGUCUCUACAUGAACUUUGUAAGUUACAUUCUUUCUGUAUAGAAAGAAUGUCCCCCUAGCAGCUUUCCAGAAAUCAGUUGGGAAGAAAGCAGGAGGUACGAACUCUUCUGAAGUCAGGACAGCACCCUAUGCCUCAGCAAUUUAAUUUAGCAAAGUUUUGGCUGUGUCCCAUUACUCCCUUGGGAUUGAAAUUUGACAAACUCAUUCAUUCUCUGCCAACUUCCCAAAGGAAAGUCACGGGAAGUCUGAAGUCACUCCUGCUUUUUUACUUGCCUGUUGUGGCCCAGCAGGAGCCAUUGGAGCUGCCACCAGACUCCGACAGCGAGGGGUCCUAUGA